Messenger RNA from Seminavis robusta, 7223 nucleotides. Lineage: Eukaryota; Bacillariophyta; Bacillariophyceae; Naviculales; Naviculaceae. The record is from the annotation of a GenBank genome assembly.
GAGAUUUAUCAAGCCCCAGAGAUAGAGAAAGUGUGCAUUACUUCUAUAUAAUGAUAAUCCUUGUUCAUCAACUAAAAUGUAGUGUGUUGUCCGCCACUUGCUUCCGGAUACAAUGAUGACAUUCGUCUAUCCUUAUACAAUAUUCCCCACCACGGUCUCGGCUUACUAGUACCACAAGGACGUGUGCCUUGUAUUGCCUUUGGGGGGCUGGCAAGUCAAGAAGACAAAGUACUCGUAAACAGCCAAAAUAUAGAGCUUUGCCAAGAAACAUCAUCUUACAACACGAAGAUAUGAAGACGAUUCUUCGGGAUAUCAUCUUCGUAUUGUUGGGGUGGAGCCCUUCCUCACAAAAAGCCGAAUAGCAAAGAGCCCACUACUGUAUCGCCACAACUCAACAGCUUGUCUCUUCCUUGUCCUUCGGCAACACCGGCAUUUCCACGCCACGCAGCACCGAGGAACUUUCAUUGGAUGCCUCACGAGUGUAGUCGGAAGAGUAACACGUGGACACGGAAUCCUCAUCGUCCGCGGCGUCGCCAUCGCUGUCGUGGCUUGAUCGCAUACCGGAAGACGACAACGUCGAUACCAAAAGCAGGGAAAGGUCCGUAGUAGCGUUCAAUUUGUCCUGCUGCUCUUCCUCUUCGUCGCUGGAAGUUGUCGAGCUGGUGGCUGCAGACAACUCAUGCUCGCUGUCCUGCUGGGAACUUGAGUCCGCGCCUAACGACGAGGUGGAAGACGAGUCUAUCGAAUGCUCAUAGCCACUGUUUCCCAUGUGUUCACUGUUGUCGCUCCGGGCAAAACUCUCGUCCACUGGCUUGUCUUGUUCUGUAGACUCUUCUACUGAGACCAAUGCUGCCUUGUCCUCCAUGUCCGACAAGAUGGUGGUUGAAAGGGGCAAUGAUGGGUCCUGGAGAUCUUCAUUGCUGCUAAGAACUUCAAUACCUUCUUCGUGUCGUUCAAAAAUGUCUUCCACGAAGCGACAGCCCUCCAGGCCUGAUGUGUUGACUUCUGUCAAAGACGCCACUGCGUCUGUUUCCAUUCCCACCGGGAAAAGAUCAAUGUGAUGGCGCAGCAGGUCGGACGAAUCCACACAGUAAAGACAUUCAGGUGGGAUCGAAUCCACCGUACGGUUGAGCGGUUCGUCCGUGUCAUCACCGUCCCAUUCCUCGUGGCUCCCUUCAUCGUCGCCUUCUUCAAUUCGUUCCAGUUUGCUAGUAGUUCUCGAGAGAUUGCUGAGAAUCGAGCCACUCUCUGAGGUAAUGUCGGAAAUGCUCCAUGUCAUGGAAACAUUCUCAUAUCCUCCUGCAAGAAUUUCACCGACUUUGUUGGCAACCGAAGAAGAUCCUCCGCUCUCGGGUUCUUCGUCGAGUUCGUAGUACUUUGGAGGGGCACUACCAAGGAGGAAUGUCGCAUUCUUGUCGCCCUGGGCCUUGGGCUGCUUGGCAGUUCUUAAAUGACGUCCCCGGUUCCUCCAGAUCCAACCAGCCAUGAACACACAAGCCAAGGCCAGCAAAGUCAUGACUGUCACAAUAAUGGGAACUUUGGAGAUGGACCUUCCUCCGGCAGGGGACUUUUUCUUGUCUCCGGCUGGACCGCUGGUAACGAUGCGCCCAAAGUCGACCCUAUUGAAGGAUGUCGGGACAAAUUGUUUAAGGAAGUUUGGUUCAUAAAAGACACCUUCAAUGGCAUCAAAGGCGAGUUGUUCCACGUCUGCAUCAAUAUCUGUACUAUCGGAGCGAAUUGCCGUGAUACCGCGAACGACUUGGCAAGUGCUUCCUGGAUUCCUGGGUUCACAAUAGCCUGCACACAGAACAAGGGAACAAGGGUUGAGGACACGAAAGAAACUUGAAAGGUUGCAUCCUCCUUUCAAUUAACUGUGAUUUGCUGGAGACUGCUCAACUCGACUCACCACUUUCCAAGACCUCAUGCCACGAUGCCAACUCCACCGCAUAAAGUGGACGCCUGUCGACAUCGCAUCCAUCCAAGACAGCCGCCAAUCCAUACGCAAUGGCAUUUCCAAUUCCAAUCAAUGUUGGACCCAGCGGGUCUGCGUCCGGUACUAUGCUAUUGUGGUUAUACUCGACGAGAUAGUCAUAGCUGAUUUCAAGACGGCCAGAGUAAGGUCCCACUCGUGGCAUUGCACAGUUGGUGGUAGUGACGGUCAACGCCAGAGCCCUCGAGGCGCUGGCUGCUCCACGUAGUAGUCUCAUGGGAUCAGUGUGUUGUUGUGUGCGGCCGCAAGAGGAGGAUAGGGAGAGGAGGGUGAGAUGAUUCUUGUUGCUUUGAGGAACUGAUGAUAGCAAGGCAAACAGUACUGUAAUGGGACUGCCACCACACAGUCCCUUUAUAGUGACGAGAAGACAUGAGGCCGCCCUCCCUCACUACUACGCCUGCGAUGGCAAGCAAUGAUCUAACUCGGCGGAUUUGAAUGAGUUCAAACUAGAUUUGGUGUUUUCUUGCAAAGGAAAUGUCCCUUGAGUGCUGACGAAAUGCGUGAUCCUUGGUUUCGCCAAGGCACAUGGCAUGCUCUUCAGAUGUGGCAGUCAAUACACAUGAUAGACCAUCCGGCGACCUGCGAGUCUUAAAGUACGAGCUCCCGCAAAACACGCUGGUUUGCACUACUAGAACGGACAUCUCAUCAUGUGCUUCUUUCCGGAAGAGGUGCUCAUGAUUUGUUUACUGUACGAUGGCGGUGCGGCUGAUUGAAAACGUGAGUUAUGAAAGGUUUGUCUAUCUACUAGGUAUCAUUAUGCUGAUUGAUUGAACGCCGCACUUUGCAGGGCUGUUUCGAUGUACCUGUUUCUCGCCUCGACAACACAAAGUACCUGUAUCCAUUGCCACACUCCGAUUGGAUUUCUCGUUCAAGGCCUCUCAGUCAGCCAAAAUGAUGGAAAGGAGCCUCUAUCAUUAUCAUCCAAGACAAAAACACUGUACACUUCAAAAACCUCGUCACCUUCGAAUAGGCUUCGGCUUGACUCUUUUGUUUGUGUUUGCUAAUGAGCGACAAACCAAUGGUCCCAUGCUCUCAGAUUUCUUCUAUUCCGGCCUCCGCCAUUGGGUCGGAAUGCCGCGAAGCCUCCUACAUCAUCAAUGUCAUUGGUGUUUGCGGUGUUCCCAAACGAGUUGGCAAUCAUGGCAUUGUCGCUCGUGGGGUUUUUGUUUUCUGGUUCUGUUUCUGGCAAAAUGUCCAUGUCUUCCUCUCUUGCCAAUCCACUACAAAAUUCUUCCCCAAAAUAAUCAGUGCACAAAUAGGCUCGAAAGUAGUUGUAGAGCCACAUGGUUGUGGCAUUGUAAUUCACGAGAAAGUUCAAAGACUCGGCGCCCUGUGGCAGGGAUGCCAACACCAACAAGAGGUAUAAGGAGACGAUUCGAAGGGAUCCAAAGAGCUUCAUGGUAAUAAAUUGAUUUGAAGGAUGAUAGUUUUGGCUAAAGCUGAAGCACUACGGUAUGUAUGAUAAUAAGUUGUUGUGUUGAGACGAGAAAACUACCUCCUGAGUGUGGUGACUCGACUCGGCUCGGAAGGCCGGAAGGGAGAUCAGCGAUUUUGUGAGCAGAGAAAGGUCAACCGUUUCUUUGGGACAUGCUAGAGUCAUCCGCGACUACAUGUGUUGCUCUAAAUCGUGUUAAAGACCGGUGGUGCCACAUCAAGGACAGCGCCUGCGUUCUGGGGUUCGGUACCCGUACCGCGGCAACAGCAACAUAGAAGGAUCUUUUUGCUGCGUCCAAAGGAUUAAUCGAAGCGAUCCAUGUUGCUCCCUUUCCUCAGUUCCUCUAUGCGCUUCUUUCCUUCAAGCAAGGUCAGUACAGAGCAGAUUACACCCACCUACUUAGCAGCUAUUAGUAGCGAGAUUGAUCAUCGAGGCACUCGGUAAGACGACGACCAUCCGUACGACUGGACUCACUCCAUCGCUCUGAUACCAUACUCCCCAAGAAUCUGCAAGUGUAAAAGAUUGACAUAAGAAAAUAGCAUAGCCGUCCACUCAGGAAGAAAACGAAAACACCAUGGCGUACCAGGAGUUGAAUUGGGACUACAGUACCGAGCUCUAUGGCAGAGAAUCCCAGCUGAAGACGUUGGAUGGCUGCUACCGUCGCUGUGUCAGCCGAACAAGCCAGGAAAAGUCGUCCGAGUUUGUCAUUAUCACGGGACGAAGCGGCACGGGAAAGAGCACACUGGCCGAAUCGCUGCAGAAACGAGUCCAAGACGAUUGGGGUAUUUUCAUCUCUGGGAAAUUUGACGAAUCCAGUGUCCAAAAACCCCAUGCUCCAUUCAUUACAGCCGUAGAAGAAUUGAUCCGACAAGUGCAGUUACGAGGAGAAGAAAUGAUGAGGGAUAUCAAGGAAGAUAUUCAUCAGGCGCUGGGAUCCGAAGUUACCGUCUUGAUUGAUGUCAUUCCAAAUUUGUCACUCCUCGCGGAUGGAGACUGGACAGAGACUUCCGAGGAAGCUUCUUUGGUAUCUUCGAAUGAAUCAUCUGAUUUCAAGGUAACGAUGGAUCAGCACAAUCAAGCCACUCGGUUUGUCUCGGCAUUCUGCCGUUUGCUAAGGGCAAUCGCUCGAGUCAACCGGCCACUGGUGAUCUUGAUAGAUGAUGUCCAAUGGUCGGAUGUUUCCUCCUUGGAUAUCUUGGAGCCUUUGCUGACCACUCCCACGGACAGUCCAUGUGAGGGUGGGCUGCUCGUGGUGGGAACCUGUCGAGAUGAUGAAGCUGCAGAUAACCCAGACCUGUCGGCUACGUUGAGGCAAAUAGAAGACAAGGGGACAAUCAUUCGCCAGAUCCAAGUGGAGAACCUUACUCUGGACACCUUGUCCAGCAUGAUUGCCAAUACCUUGGACUUGACCGUCCAAGAAUGCCAACCGCUGACAGAAAUUGUGCAUACGCAUACGGCUGGCAAUGCCUUCUUUGCCAAGCAAUUCAUUAGGAGCCUGGUAGAGGACAGAGUACUCCAAAAGGAUACAACUACUCAAAAGUGGAAAUGGGACGACAGGGCGUUGCUAAUGGCGUUGCCGUCAGCUUCGACCAGAUCCGUUGGAAAAGCAGAUGUGGACACAAGUCGGGGAAUCCUCAAACUACUCGCGAAGAAAUUACAGCAGUUGCCUGGGGAGGUGGUAGAGACGUUGAAGGUUGCCUCGUGUAUGGGAAACAGGUUCUCGGAAGCUCUCUUGGUUAGAACGGGGAUGAUUGUGUCGUCUCAAGUGGUGCCCUCCUUGGAAGUGGCCAUGGACGCUGGCUUUAUUGAAUACGAUUUCAACGACGACAUUGGACGAUGGAAACACGACAAUUUCAGGAGCGCGGCCUCUUCACUUAUCCCAAAGGAUCAAAAGGCAAGUUUCCAUCUUGCAAUCGGGCGCAACUGGAGGCGAAGGUUAUCCACAGCAGACGUCAAAAAGCACGUCAUUCUGAUUGUGAACCAGCUCAAGUUUGGUGUCAAGUUGGUCACUGAUGCCGAAGAAAAAGACGAUUUUGCCCGUUUGUUCCUAAAGGCAGCCAAAGAGGCAGCCAAGAAAGCUGCCUAUGUUCCAGCCCUAGAGUAUGUCAAUGUAGCAAUUGAUCUGUUGGAGGUUCGCCAUUGGAGGGACCAGUACGAGCUCAGCUUGGAUUUGAAGAGUACGGCAACUGAACUAGCUUGCUGCCUGGGAAAACACGAGCUAGUUGAGGAACUAGCAAACGACGUAGAAUCAAGUGCAUGGACGACGCAGGACAAACUUCGUGUCGUCAUGACGGUAAUGGUUUCUCGCGGUUCCAGGGGUGAUUGCGGCGGUGGUGUCAAGAAGGGUAUCGAAACGCUUAAACUACUCAACGAGCAGUUUUCCCUCCGAGGGGGGAAGCUGCGAACAGUUUUGGAGUUUUUACAUUUUAAGAGAUUGAUGGCCAGAACGAAAGAAGAGGACAUACUGAACCUACCUGAGAUGAUUGAUCGACGUGUCCUCUCGUGCCUGCAGAUCCUCUUCUUGAUUUUCGGCUUUUUGCAGCAAUCGAACAAAGACGUGGCCCCACUCGCAGCAUUCCGUAUGAUUCGACUGACACUCAAGCACGGGCUGAGUCCAUUAGCUGUGGUCGGCUUUUCUGCCAUGGCGGUAGGUUUCAUUCGAUUUGGCAAUAUUGACGACGGUUAUCGGUUUGGACAGAUGACGAGUGAACUAUUGAAGAAGUAUCCAGCGAAGCAGAUACAAACAAAGAUGCAAUUCAUGUUUUGGUACCAGACCCAACCAACGAAAGUACCGCUGAAGCGCUCGUUUGAAGCUUUGGAGAAGAAUUAUCGCUUUGGAAUGAGGCAUGGAGAUCAUGAGAUUGCUCUGCUAUCGGGAAGUGUGAACGGCCACUUUCAGUUUUUGCAUGGAUGCCCCAUUGCUGAGCUUGUUCCAACCUGUACCCGCUAUAGGAGGCGGGCAGUUCAAGCAAACCAACUAAAAGUCAAAUUCGGAAUGGAUCUUGUCUUGCAGGCUAUUGAUAACUUGCAAGGGAAAUCUGACGACCCGCUUGUUUUGACUGGAGAAUUCAUGGACGAACAGGAAAUGGAAGCGAAGCUGAAAUCGCUCCAUCUCUCAGCUUUUCACGACUGUCUUGUUCAACUCAAACUCACCACAGCUGUGUAUCUGUUGAGCCACAAAGAGGCAUGGGCUUUGAUUGAACAGAACAUGGGACCCUUUCGGGGUACUUUGUCGCCGGUUUUCCAGUACUACUGUCACCUGUAUGUUGCCAUCGUGGCCACUGCACUCGCCAGGGAGUCCAGUGGAUGGGCCAGACGGCGCUUUCUGAAAGAAGCAAAGCGGCGAUACAAGUGUCUACAAAAAUGGAUGCUUCAUUGUCCUGAGAAUGUCAGCAAUAAACUAUACCUGGUUGAUGCAGAGCUAGAAUUCUGCCGUGGGUACCACACGUCAGCUCUACUCAAGUACAACAAGUCCAUUGAGUAUGCCGAAAAAGAACGCUUCAUCGCUGAGGCAGCUGUUGCUUGUGAAAGAGCGGGACUAAUGUUGCAGAGCGCAUCGAGGGCCUCUGAGGCGACGGAUUAUUUCAGGCGUUCUCGAGACCAUUGGCACCACUAUGGUGUCAAAGUGAAAGUUGAUGCUCUGGAUUUGCUUCUCACACAGCAGGGGCAAAAGCGGGCUCAAUUGCAUGUGGAACAGCCCCGAGAAACACCUGAGAUGGGACAAUGAAUAAGCUACAGUGGAUUGAAAAUAAAGAAUCUUCGAUCGCGUACCAUAUGUUGUUGUUGUUACUGUCCGCU